Molecule: messenger RNA, 684 nt
Organism: Porites lobata
Lineage: Eukaryota; Metazoa; Cnidaria; Anthozoa; Scleractinia; Poritidae
Source: the annotation of a GenBank genome assembly
AUGGUUGAACAGUGUGCUCUCCUAGAUCUGUAUUGUUCUAAAGUACAAGAAUUAAAAUUCGAGCUAAAAGACAAAGAUAAGGUUAUAGAGGAAAUCAAACUAACUAUGGAACAAAAUAAUGUAAAUCGUGCUGUUCCUGACACAGCUUUGAAAAUUGCAGCCAUCGUAGAAAGUGAAGAUAAAGACUCUGUGGUACUGGCUUCUUUACUCAAAGAUUUAAUUCAAAAUCGAGGAACCCCAGUUAAGAGAUGGUCAGAUGCAACAAAAUCUCUGUUCGCUAUCAUUCUUGAUUAUGGAGGUCCGGCUCUUGCCAGAAUUGUUCAAGAAAAAAUCGGCGGCCCGAGCCUUCAAACCAUGUACCGCACCGCCAGAUCUAAUUACGCUAUUCCGUGUAAAUUGGAGGAGCAAGCCCUGAGACACGCGAGGUCGUUCUACGAUACCAUUGGUUAUAAUGGAGUUUUUGCACUAGCUGUGGACGCAACUGCAGUUGUUCCCACAACAAGAGUUAAGAAAAAUAAAAUAGUUGGAUUGGCAACAGAACCCGAUGUUAUAGUUAGCUCUGCUCAAGAUAUACUAAAUGUUGUGAAAAAUAGGGAAUACGAGUUGGCCAAACAAGCAAACGCAUUUAUCAUGGCACCACUGCAGGAUCACAUUCUUUCUUUUGUACUGGCUGUUGGUUUUUAA